AUGUACAACAACCAAAAGGAAAUCCUUCAAAAGAACCAUGUUGCUUUGGUGAAUGAGCUGGAUCCAAACGACAUAUUUGAUCAAUUACAACAAGACGGAUUAUUUACAGAGAGUGAUCAUGAACUUAUCAAUACGGGUAAAACCAGAAAGGAAAGAUGUUUUAUGCUACUAGCAAUUCUUCCCAGGCGUGGCCCGUGUGCGUAUGAUUCACUUAAGAAAGCAUUAACACAUAAUUAUUCUCAUUUGGAAAAAUUGCUUCCUGAAACGUCUUCAAAUAAUAGCACGAUAAAUGACUUACGUGUAAACGUCUCCUACAAAGCAAAUUACCGACAAGAAUCGGAAAAUUGUCGAAACAACGGAAUAUGCCACAGGUGUCAACCGUACCUGCCAGCUACCUUUAGCAACACAGGUUUAGAUAAUGUCAUACAGAAACAUUGUUGUUUGAUAUUAGAAAAUGUAGAAGCGAACGAUUUAAUACAUUUGUUUUAUCAAGAAAAUAUUAUAGAUAUGAACGACUGUGAAUGGAUCAGAUCGAGGAACACCCGAAGAGACAGAUGUAUUGCGUUCUUACAGAAACUAUCAAAACGCGUAAAUUGUAAGAUGCUGAAUGUUUUCAAAGAGUCAUUGAAGAGAAAAUAUGCCUUCAUAGCCGAUAGGAUUGACAUAGUCAGUGAAGAAGUCACGGAAGUGCAUGUAUCUUCAGCGAAUGCUAAAAGGAAUGACCGGAAAUCAUAUUUCAUUCUCCCUAAAGUAAUGCCGGGAGAAACAUCGGACUUUCCAGUGCCUGAAAGGAUUUCCUCUCCGUUGCCUGAAUGUGUUUUAACAGACACCACAGACGAAUGUAACGAUAGUUUUGAUGAACUUGACUUAACGGAAAAGCUCGAUAGAAAACUCUCUAUCAAAACUCGAUUUUGGAACUCAACAUAUUCUCAUUCGAACUGUCGUGUCCCAUCAACGUUUUCAGCUGACAUUUUAGAGAACAACUGUGGAAACAACAAUGCAUGUCGAUCCCAUGAGACACUAAAAAGUCGGAAAAGAAAUGGAACUUCAUUAUCCUCGCAUGUUAUUACAAAAUAUAUACAUUUAAGCACAUCACAUUGCCAACUUUUCACUCAGCCUUGUGAUCCACUUAACACAAAAGAAGAUUUAGUUUUCAAUCACCUCAGUACAUUAGUAAACCAAGGUUCUUACAAAGAGUUUGAGGCAUGCGCCCUGGGUAUCCAACAAAGGCAGAGUAGCAAUAUCGGCAUGAUUUGCACUAUAGAAUAUCUAUUCGCCUGUAGGUUUUUAAAUACUGCUGAUGUAGAUUCUGCUAAAGCAUAUAUAAAGUCUGGAUUCAAAUUAGCACAAAAAACAUGUAAUCCUAAGUAUUUUACUCUAGAAUUUUUCACUUGUCAAACGCGAAUGUUGAUAAUAAAGAAAAAACACGGCAAACUUCAGAACGCACUAGAUGAUGCAAAAAUGAUCAUAGAAGCCGAUCCUAACAGUUGUACAGGGCGAGCUGCGGGCUGGUUAUAUAUGAAUGAUGUAAAAAAAAUAAUGAUUCGAAUGUUUUUGUUAAACCCCAAAAGAUCAUAUUACUCAUCCUUGUACGAACAUUUGUACAAGCAGGCCAUGGAUAGCUGUCAGAAAUCAUUAGAUCAUUUUAAACGUGACAAAAGUAAAGAUGGGCCUUUCGGGUUUGGCUUUGCUUUGUGCCGACUGGUCACCUUGUUACUUCGGUGUGGGGAUAAGGGUCAGUAUGAGGACAGUACAGCGCCAGAUCAUGAGAUCGAAAUCGCUGGAAAACAUCUGCAGGAGCUCGAAGAUUCCGAUAUUCCAAUUACCACUUUUCUUAAGGUGCCUGUCCUCCUAGCAAAGAGUGACUAUCAUUAUCGGCGUAAACACACACAAAGGGCUCUGGAAUACGCAGGAGAUGCUCUACGGUUGACUUAAAACAACAUUUUGGAAUUCAAGGAACAGGCUCAAAACCGGGUGAGUUUCCUCAGUGCACAGCUGAACUUGACAAUAACAUAA
This is a messenger RNA of Ylistrum balloti, 2016 nucleotides long. RefSeq lists its product as uncharacterized. The transcript has a single exon. Gene Ontology annotation, biological process: regulation of apoptotic process. NCBI's taxonomy places the organism in Eukaryota, Metazoa, Mollusca, Bivalvia, Pectinida, Pectinidae. The record is from RefSeq and is a predicted model, not a curated record. Gene Ontology annotation, molecular function: death domain binding; protease binding.